AGGGGAGGGACUCCCGACGACAAGUCUGAGGCGCUGCUGUGCUCCACGCUGGGGCUGCACCAGUGCAAUGUUUUAAUCCUAAACUCGAUCCCCCGCUUGUUUGCUUUGCGUAAGAGUCACGCUACGACGCAUCGCGCUUUUUUUCUCCCCCCCUGUUUUUUUUAUUUUUGGUCUAAAAGCUCGUUUGGCUCGGCUCAGCCUGGCCCGGGCCUGGCCUGCACGCCGUGCGUGUGCAGAGGGGAGGCUUGUGGUGCAGGCUAAUGGCACCUGAUCGACCUAAUCACAGGCACGAGCACGCGUCAAGUUUGGUCGUGAACUUUGUCACAUUUCGGAAUCAUGUCCAGGGCGCUGUUGGCGAGAAACGGCAGGAGAGCACUACCGCUAAUCUACGGGGGGCGCAGAGGCACCGACACACUUUCAGGAGUUCAUCUGGCUGCGAGGCGGUUCAUCGUAGAUAUGUCCUACUCGGCGCACUUCAUGGAUUUUAAAGGAUCCUCCAUAGCGAGCAGUAUGAAAAAGCUGGUAGUCACCAAGCUCAGCCCGAAUUUCAGAGAGGCCGUUUCUACGCAAACCGUGGCCGUUCCGACACCCGGAGACGCGGACUUGCUGGUCAGAAAUCGUUUUGUGGGAAUCAACGCCUCAGACAUUAAUUACUCAGCGGGCCGUUACGACCCUUCGGUGAAGCCUCCCUUUGAUGCAGGUUUUGAGGGCAUUGGGGAGGUUGUCGGCCUUGGCCUUAGCGCGAGCUCCCGCUACACCGUCGGGGAUACUGUGGCCUACUUCGGCAGUGGCGCGUUUGCCGAGUACACGGUGGUCCCAGCCAAGGAAGCUGUGCCUGUUCCUGCGGUGAAGCCAGAGUUCCUCACCCUUUUGGUCAGCGGCGCCACGGCUUAUAUAGCCUUAAAACGUCUGGGCGACCUGGCUAAAGGUGAGACUGUCCUGGUCACGGCGGCCGCAGGAGGAACGGGACAGUUUGCUGUGCAGUUUGCCAAGCAGGCUGGUUGCCAUGUCAUUGGGACCUGCUCGACCAACGAGAAAGCCGGUUUCCUCAAAUCCAUCGGCUGCGACAGGCCGAUCAACUACACCGCUGAAGACUUGGCUAAGACCCUGAGGAAAGAGUAUCCACAAGGCAUAGACGUGGUCUAUGAGUCAGUCGGAGGGAGCGUCUUAGAGCUCGCAGUAAACAGUCUGGCCAAUAAAGGCCGGCUGAUAGUGAUUGGCUUCAUCUCAGGGUACCAGAGCGCUUCAGGGAUCCCACCUUUCAAAGGAGGAACGCUACCAGUCAAGCUACUCCAGAAGUCGGCCAGCAUUCGGGGUUUCUUCUUGCCCCACUUCUUAGGUGUGACCCCAGCAUGCAAAGCUGCUACCUUCACCAGACGGUGCAGGAAAUCAGAAACACACCAGGCCAAGGCGGUUCUGAAUCCGUAGUGGAGCAAGUCAGAACACCUCUCAAAGUCACUCACACGUACGCCACAGCCUGUGUCAGCAAGAGACACCGUAGGUAUGUUUGUUGCUUUGAGUCAGGCCCGUAAUGUCUUACGUGCACGGUUAUUUUCAAUUUUCCGAGUAGCUGUUAGGUUUUUUUUAAAAAAACAACUAUUUUUAGCUGCUUAAAAAUAUGUGUGCAUGUUAAUCAUUGUUUCUGUUACAGUUGGAGUUGGAUGACUCACGCUAGUCGAUGCUUGCCAUGUUUUUGUGUAGCUUGCUCUUACAAAUUUAGGUUAAAAAUUAUUUACUUAAAUCACGGAUGUGACGUUUUUGCACUCAUUUAUUCAGUAUUUAAAGCACCACAUCUGUGAUCUAAAGCCUCUCGGGUCAGAAUAAAAACAAUUUUUUACCCAUGAAAGUUCAACUUUGAUUGCACAGUUUAAAAAAAUGUUUUUAAAGAUUUUUUAUGGAUAUAAUUAAAGCAGAAAUGGAAGUACUGGGAAUUGCAUAGGCGUAAGUGACCAAGAGAGCAAACACACUUUAAAUGACUGCCAGUCACCUCUUAACACCACUGCUUGCUCAGGAGUUAAAAUGAAAAAAGAAAAGCAAGCUCUUACAUGCCGGCCACACAAAAGGUGAGAGGAGUGAUGAUGCACGUGGGUGCGUAGACGAAUUUAGCAUGCGUCAGUACUCCUGUGCAUCCAUGUUGGACUAUGAGGAGAAGGAGGAGGCCGGGUGUAGCAUCUCUUCAAUUAACAGGAGAGGCCCUGUCUCGCCGUCCUCCGGGGCCUACCUGUACCUCCACUGAUUAGUGAGCAGUCACAGCCCCAAUUAGAGAACACAGGAACCUGGAGAGACAACACUCUUUAUUUAAUUGGAUUGUGUUGCAGUCCUAGGCUGCUAACUGGCAUCGUAUUGAAGCAACCUGGAACUGCAGAGUGUAAACAAGACAUUAAAGAUGGUGAAGGUCUUCUAGAAAAGUAUUCACCGGCUGCUGUGAGGUGGUGAAAGAAAGGAGAAAAAAAUCAAGAAAUUAGAAAUCAUGCUAAGUGUCUCUCUCAUUUUAGUUUUGUUGCUGCUCCUCAGAAGGGACAAACACUAACACACAAACUUAAAUAGGUGAUGUACAUGGAAGGAAUGAAGGGUAAACUUCAUUUUCCCUUUAAUGUGAAUGCGGAUGACAUUGUAAUGCAUGCAAUGCAAAUGUAAUAUACUGAUUAUCGCAAGUAUUAUCAAACUGAUUGCAUAGGAAUUUAUAACAUUGGAAAAAGUUGAAUGUGUUGCCUCCAUUGGAUCGCCAUCUAUUCCCAGGAAUUUACCUUGUGUACUAGCUACUGUGUAGCAUUUCAGAUGGCAUAAGAUUGUAGUUUUAUUUUACAUUUACUACAACAGCUACUAUGUAACAUUUAAGGAGAAAACAUUCAGAAAUAACAAGCUGAAUCCAUGAAAAUUAAGCACACUGAGGGCUAUUUUUGCUACUACAGUCAUAUUUACUCUGGUGUGACUUUUAAAAGUUGACUUCUUUAAGCUAAUGGAAGAGAACCAAAUAUAGUCUUUAGUGUAUAACACUGUGCACUCAGUCUGCUUAUGUUAUAUUUCCUCGCUAUUUGUGCUUUACUUUGAUGCAGCAAUUAUGGAGUAAUUGUCACUUGUGACCAUGGUGGCCACGAG
This is a messenger RNA of Maylandia zebra (zebra mbuna), 3099 nucleotides long. RefSeq names its product prostaglandin reductase-3. Gene Ontology annotation, molecular function: 15-oxoprostaglandin 13-reductase [NAD(P)+] activity; zinc ion binding. The record is from RefSeq and is a predicted model, not a curated record. Lineage: Eukaryota; Metazoa; Chordata; Actinopteri; Cichliformes; Cichlidae. Gene Ontology annotation, cellular component: mitochondrion.